AUGCACAUCAGCGAUAAUCUAUGGAUACACCGUCAGAGGGCUUCAUUUUCAACCUUGUUGCUUCUCUCCAUCAUGGCACCCAGCGGAGACUCAGACACCAAGGACAAGAUUCAGUCCUCGACCGCACUCGCCUCGUCCAUCGAAACAGCCUCCAAGUCGUCCAGGUCAUCAACCAACGAAAAAGAAAAGGAAUCGCCAGAGGCUAUCCGUCAACGCAUUCUUGACCAAGAGGCCGAGUUCCGCGCCUCUCAAAAGCCCACAACCAACCUUGCCUCGUUCUGGUCCUGGAAGAAAAGUGAGAGCCGCCGCCCCGAAGAUAUUGCCACCCAGCCUUCUGUCUUCGACAACCCCGAACUCGCCCCGUAUUUCCAGCCGACCGAGCGCUAUGAGAAUCGUCACCGCUUUGAUCCCUCCUUCAAGUGGACUUGGGCAGAGGAGAUUCCGUUGAUCAGAAAGAUAGAUUGGAAAGUCACCGCGUGGAGUUGCGUUGCCUUUUUCGCCUUGGAUUUGGACAGGAGCAAUAUCUCACAAGCCAACACGGACAACUUCCUGGACGACCUGGGGUUGGACACCAAUGACUACAACUUGGGCCAGACUGUGUUCCGAAUCAGUUUCCUGUUGGCCGAGUUGCCUUCGCAACUGAUCAGUAAGAAGAUUGGUCCUGAUCGAUGGAUUCCAGCUCAGAUGGUUCUCUGGAGUAUCGUGAGUGCGGCACAGUUUUGGCUCAAAGGACGAUCAUCCUUUUUGGCAACGAGAGCAUUGAUUGGAUUGCUCCAAGGCGGCUUUAUUCCCGAUGUGAUCCUGUACAUGUCCUACUUCUUCAAAGGCACAGAACUUCCUUUCCGCCUGGCGCUGUUUUGGAUGGCAAAUCGAUUAACAGAUGUCAUAUCCCCCCUAUUGGCAUACGGACUCCUGAGAUUGAGAGGAUAUCAUGGAUAUGAAGGGUGGCGGUGGCUAUUCCUCCUGGAGGGCAUUCUGACACUGGUGAUCGGUAUUUGGUCCUACUUCCAGAUGGUACCUUCACCAACGCAGACCAAAGCUCCCUGGCGCAAGAAGGGAUGGUUCACGGAACAUGAAGAGAAAAUCAUGGUCAAUCGUAUACUGAGGGACGAUCCUUCCAAGAGUGACAUGCAUAACCGGCAAGCCAUCACUUUCAAGCUACUUUGGGAAUCUCUUUGUGACUUUGACUUAUGGCCAAUCUACCUCAUCGGCCUUACUUUCUCCAUGCCUGCCGGCCCACCGGAUCAAUACUUGACUUUGACGCUCCGGCAGUUGGGUUUCGAUACGUUUGACUCCAACCUGCUCAGCAUCCCUUGCCAAAUCACCUGCACCAUCAGUAUGCUCCUCAUCACAUAUCUGUCCGAGAAGCUGAACCAAAGGGCCUUCAUGGGAGUGGUGAUGCAAGUGUGGCUUCUGCCAUGUGUUGUAGCCCUCUAUCUGCUACCAGCCGACGCAUCAAGAUGGGCAGCAUACGCCGUCGUCACGGUAUUGCUGUCCUAUCCUUCCACUCACGCGAUGCAAGUGGGAUGGUGCAGCAGAAACAGCAAUACCGUGCGCACACGUACCGUCUCUGCUGCGCUUUACAACAUGGCAGUCCAAACCAACAGUAUCAUAUCCUCCAACAUUUACCGACGAGACGACCGACCGGAAUACCGACGUGGUAACAGGGCCCUGAUUGGCAUUGCAAGCAUGAAUAUUGUCAAUUACCUGCUGGUCAAGGCUUAUUACGUAUGGAGAAACAAGAAGCGAGACGAAACCUGGGACAGGAUGAGCCAAGAGGAGCGGCGGAAUUACUUGGCUACCACGACGGACAAGGGAAGCAAGAGACUGGACUUUAGAUUCGCACAUUAG
This is a messenger RNA of Podospora anserina S mat+, 1851 nucleotides long. RefSeq lists its product as uncharacterized. The record is from RefSeq and is a predicted model, not a curated record. The transcript is spliced from 4 exons. The coding region runs from base 1 to 1851 and encodes 616 amino acids. Gene Ontology annotation, cellular component: membrane. Gene Ontology annotation, molecular function: transmembrane transporter activity. Lineage: Eukaryota; Fungi; Ascomycota; Sordariomycetes; Sordariales; Podosporaceae. Gene Ontology annotation, biological process: transmembrane transport.